AAAUGCAAUAACAUUGCAAUAACAUAAGAGUUGGUUUAUGCUUUGAAUCUCAUUUAUUCAUUAUUUCAUAUUUUUAAAUUAAGUUAUUAUUGCUUGCUUUUUAAAUACAUUUAGAAUGUCUCACUUAAAAUAUAUAAAAGAAAUAAAUAAUUUAACUCGCAUGGAUGAAACUAUCAAGGGGCCACUUCCGCGCUGGCAGAAAAAAUGUUUAGAAACAUCAAAUUCCAGUAUCAAUCAUAGUAUUAAUACAUCACGAAAAAUUACCAAUGGAUCAUUUCCAACACCAACACCAACACCAACAAAAAAAAAUGAUACUCGAGUGAAGAAAACACCUUCUAAAACUUCCAAGAAAUCUCCAAGUCGUACACCAGCUAAAACACCCAGUGGCGGUGAUAGAUUUAUUCCUUCAAGAGCAACAACAAAUUUUGAUCUUAGUUAUUAUAAGAUUCAACAACAAACAAAUAUAGAAAAAAAUGAAGAAAAACUAGACAAUGCAAGCCCUUCCAAAAGGGAAAUGCAACGCCUCAUGGGAGAAAAUUUACAUGGUGGUGAUAUUAAUCAGAUGAGAGUUUUGUCUUAUCAAAAUAAAGCACCAGCUCCCCCAGAAGGUUAUCAAAACCCAUUGCGUGUUGUUUAUAGUCAAAGUAAAACACCAGCAAGUAUAAAAGCUUCUACAAGAUACAUACCACAAACUCCUGAUAGAAUAUUGGAUGCUCCAGAAAUUGUUGAUGAUUAUUAUCUGAAUUUAAUUGAUUGGUCAGAAAGUAAUAUUUUAGCUGUAGCAUUAGGAGCUAAUGUAUAUUUGUGGAAUGCUGCAACAGGAACUAUUGAACAGUUACUUGAAUUAAACGGCAAUGAUUAUGUUUGUUCUGUUGCAUGGAUUCAAGAAGGUCCAUAUUUAGCUGUAGGUACCACAGUAGGAAAUACAGAAUUAUGGGAUUGUAGUCAAACAAAAAGAGUACGUGUAAUGAAUGGUCAUGCGGCCAGAGUAGGUUCUCUCUCUUGGAAUUCACAUAUUUUGACGAGUGGAUGCAGGGCAGGACAAAUAGUGCACCAUGAUGUUAGACAAAGGGACCAUUUAAUAUCAACAAUUAACGCACAUGCUCAAGAAGUAUGUGGUUUAAAGUGGUCACCUGAUGGAAAAUAUUUAGCAAGUGGUGGAAAUGAUAAUAUGCUUCAAAUAUGGCCAUCAGUGUCUACACAAAGCCAUACACAUAUACAACCAAUUUAUUCAUUUAAUCAACAUCAAGCUGCUGUAAAAGCACUUGCUUGGUGUCCUUGGCAGAAUAGCAUUCUUGCUAGUGGAGGUGGUACUGCUGAUAGAACUAUUCGAUUUUGGAAUUGCAAUACGGGUGCAUGUUUAAAUAUGGUAGAUACCAAAUCACAAGUGUGCUCUUUACUAUGGUCUACAACGUAUAAGGAAAUUGUAUCCGGUCAUGGAUACGCACAAAAUCAGCUGAUAAUUUGGAAAUAUCCCGCAAUGACAAAAGUCGCAGAACUUACAGGUCAUUCUAGUCGUGUUUUACAUUUAGCAAUGUCUCCAGAUGGUACUACGAUACUUAGUGCAGGAGCUGAUGAGACCUUACGAUUAUGGAAAUGUUUCCUACCUGAUCCACAUAAGAAAAAAGAUACAAGUGAAAUAAAAUCUGUUGCAUCUAGACUUAAGCAAUCGAUUCGAUAAUGUUUUUACAUUAACAGGCGAAGUAAAUUCGUAUAUUUACUUAGUGACACAUACGACAAAUGACUUAUUUUUUAAUAUGUCAUUAUUAAUGUAUUUAAAAUAAAUUUGAUAUAUUUAGUA
Molecule: messenger RNA, 1801 nt
Organism: Frieseomelitta varia
Lineage: Eukaryota; Metazoa; Arthropoda; Insecta; Hymenoptera; Apidae
Gene: fzy
Product: cell division cycle protein 20 homolog
Exons: 7
Coding region: 116-1681 (521 amino acids)
Biological process (GO): anaphase-promoting complex-dependent catabolic process; positive regulation of anaphase-promoting complex-dependent catabolic process; positive regulation of ubiquitin protein ligase activity
Cellular component (GO): anaphase-promoting complex
Molecular function (GO): ubiquitin ligase activator activity; protein binding; anaphase-promoting complex binding
Source: RefSeq, a predicted model, not a curated record